CUAUUGGUUGGUGUAAAUAUUAUAUAUAAAUUUUGAAACUAGUGCAGAAACAAGUUUGCUUAUGCCAUAAAAAAAGUUUGUGUAAAUUUGCUUCAUAUUUUGAAGCCCUUAAAGCUCAUCGAAUCUGAUUCCAAUGGCCUGACCUGAGCUCUUAAUCCAAAGCUUCUUCUUCCAGAGUCUCUCCUAAAUUAAUUAAGUUGAUAAGUUAAUUUCAAAAUGAAAAUCUUUCAAACCCUUUGGAACAGUCCAGUUGGUCUUAAGACAACUCACUUUUGGGGUCCUCUUUUGAAUUGGAGCAUUCCAAUUGCUGCGUUUGUGGACAGAAAAAAACCACCAGAACUUAUAUCUGGCAACAUGACUGCAGUGAUGUGUGUGUAUUCAGCAAUGUUUAUGAGGUUUUCAUGGAUGGUAAAUCCACGUAAUUACCACCUUCUUGCUUGUCAUUUCUCUAAUGAGACUGUUCAACUCUAUCAACUAUCUCGUUGGAUCAAGGCUCAAACUCAACAAAAUAAUAAAAACUUGGAACAGAAGAAUGAGGAGGCUGCACAAGAAGAAUAAAAUCUAUAUGUUGUGUACAAAAACGUUCUAAUUAAAUAAUAGUAAUUGAGUUGAAGGGAAUUGGUGUAGUUUUUUGUUGUUGAUACAAUGAAUUGUGUUUAUGCAAAGAUCAAAUAUUUUCUAUUUUGCCCAUAA
Molecule: messenger RNA, 693 nt
Organism: Cannabis sativa
Lineage: Eukaryota; Viridiplantae; Streptophyta; Magnoliopsida; Rosales; Cannabaceae
Product: mitochondrial pyruvate carrier 1
Exons: 5
Coding region: 217-558 (113 amino acids)
Biological process (GO): pyruvate import into mitochondria
Cellular component (GO): mitochondrial inner membrane
Source: RefSeq, a predicted model, not a curated record